GGUCCAUGAUGACGUGCACGGCCCUGCAGGGCGGUGUUCUUCGGCCCAGAAAAAGACAGACUGGGGUGUGAGAGCAGCAUCUGGAAUAGUAGCGACAGAGGAAGGCGAGUCGAGAGGAGCACAAUCAUUUUCUCAAACCAACUUUUCACUUUUUAAAUAAAAAUGCUGCUCAUCUUGCUUGGAGUGCUCCUCCUCCACCUCAUUAUCCUCAUCCUUCUGAUCGUAUCAACAGCAGCCAGUGCCUGGUCUGUAGGUGGCGACACAAGCACAGAUCUGUGGUACAACUGCCUGACCAACAAUGGAGGCUACCAAUGCAGCCCAGCCAGCAAUGAAGAUUGGAUCCAGGCGGUGCAAGCCCUCAUGAUCCUGGCUGUGCUCUUCUGCUUCUUCUCCCUCAUCGCUUUCGUAUUCCAACUGUUCAGACUGGUGAAGGGCGGACGCUUCUUCUUCACGGCCAUCUUCCAGAUCUUGGCCAGUCUGUUUGUGAUGUGCGGGGCCAUCAUCUAUACGGUGAUGAGGGCGGACAAUGUCCCCGGCUUAGAGUUUGGCUACGCUUACGUCCUGGCUUGGGUGGCGUUCCCGCUAUGCCUCAUCAGCGGCCUCAUCUACAUUGUGCUGAGGAAGAAGGAAUGAGUAUGAAGAGCUCGGGAGAAGGAGCAGGAGGAGAGUGAAGAAGAGGCGUCGCACUGUGCCUACUGCCCACAGACCAACACAGACUGACAUCACUACCACACGACAAGCGUGCACGUGUCCCUGACCAUCGUAAAACACACACACACCCCUUUUGAGUUGCUGAGCUGACACGUCGGACUUGUUGCCACGCAAUGAUACACCCUCCAGCGUGAUGAGCAAAGACCUUCAAGAUGUACAUAGCGUCUGUGGUUUUUAGACAUAUUUAUAGCAUUUUUACAUUACAUGUUGUACAUAGUGUUGUGUUAACAUCGUCUCCCUCAUUAUUAAGAGUGUGUGUCUCCCACACAACAUGCAGCUGUGCCAAAGAAUUGUUGCUUCAUCAGCCAGAUAUUAUGCUUUUUGUUGUUGUUUUUUGCUUCAUAAUGUGCCUUAACUUUCUGAAGGAAUUGACAAAACUAUUAAAUCAUGAAGUGUCUUUAUUAUGUUUGCUGAAGUAUGUUACUUGAUAUUCCAAAUUAAAAAUGUUGCAUUUUGUAUCCUAGUUUUGAUAAAAUGGUGCUUUAAUAAUUGUAUACCCUCUUUUCUGUUUGUUUAUGUACUUUUCAAACAUGUCAUGUUUUUGAAUUUGCUUUGUCUAAGCAUCAAGUUUUGAAUAUUGACAAUAUUCUUCAAAAUAAACCUUCACUUGACAAUAA
Messenger RNA from Doryrhamphus excisus (bluestripe pipefish), 1328 nucleotides. RefSeq names its product peripheral myelin protein 22a (gene pmp22a). The record is from RefSeq and is a predicted model, not a curated record. Gene Ontology annotation, cellular component: plasma membrane. Lineage: Eukaryota; Metazoa; Chordata; Actinopteri; Syngnathiformes; Syngnathidae.